CGACAAAAAUGAUAACCACCAAGCAUGGGGGGGAUGGAUGCACCCCCAAUUUUGCAACUUGUAACUCAUUGCUGGCCAACAAUUGAUACCUCAGAUAGGUACGGUACAUAUGUAUUGCUUCCACCAAUUGACAGCCGGAAACCCCUGCAUUUACCUCCGAGUUAUGGUUCUGGUCUCGGCCCCCGGGUUGCCAACGUUCGCGGGCAAAACAGGCGAGUGUGCCAGGGGCGAGAGGGGAAUACAUUUCCAGAUAGCCGCCAACAGCAUCUUGGCGCAGCAGUCAAUACACCAUUCAGAACACACCACUGUUUUUUUAAAGGCCUCACGCUCCUGUGGUACAAUAAUGGAAGUUUCACGUUUCGUUUCCUCGCGCCGCUCGCCCGCUUCUCAACCCCACAACCAAAAUCAAAUGACGUACCUCGUAUGACAAACUCUCUUCAUUCUUUGAAGUUAUCACAAUCCAGAACAUGCGCCUGUUGCGGAUGAACAACGAUGGAAGCUUCAGCCUGAUUGAAUUUAACAGCAGCCACAACAUCCCCAGUUUCGCGAUCCUUUCUCAUACCUGGCGAGGCGACCAUGAGCCAACCUUGCAAGACAUCAAAGAUUCAGUAGCAAACGAUUCCGCGACUAGAGACUUGCGUCCGCUGGACAAGCUCUACUUUUGCGGAGAAAGGAUCAAGAAGGACAAGCUGCAAUACUUUUGGGUCGACACCUGCUGCAUCGACAAAUCAAGCAGCGCCGAACUGAGCGAGGCCAUUAAUUCAAUGUUCAGUUGGUAUCGACGUUCAAACAGAUGCUACGUGUUCCUUACCGACGUUUCUAUUCCAUCUGAGAACGACGACUUGAACUUCAGAGAUAACCAGCUGAGACGGAGUCGGUGGUUCACUCGAGGCUGGACUCUCCAAGAGCUUCUCGCUCCUCCCGUUGUUGAAUUUUACUCCCGUGAAGGAAGCCUUCUUGGCUCAAAGAAAUCGCUGGAAAAACUGAUUUCCGAAAUCACUGGGAUCCCCAUUGCUGCCCUUCGAGGAACUCCCCUGACUUUCUUCCCCAUCAAGGACAAGAUGUCCUGGGCGGCUAAUAGACAAACAACACGCGAGGAAGAUACUGUGUACUCUCUGCUCGGCAUCUUUGACAUACACAUGCCGGCAAUGUAUGGUGAAGGAGAAGAGCAUGCGCUCCGUCGUCUGCAGUCUGAAAUUGAGAUACAUUCGAGAAACUCCAACCGGAAAGAUGCCUCAACCCCUCACCUCCCGUCCAAGCAGUGGAUCGUACCAUUUGAAAGAAACACUCGGUUCACCGAUCGCAACUCUGAACUUGACCAGCUCCACAGCAUGCUAUCCAGCGGUGACCAAUUCACCAAAGUCGCCGUUUCCGGACUGGGAGGGGUGGGGAAAACCCAGCUUGUGCUGGAACUCCUCUACAGGCUUAAAGAAAAAGGAGAGGAAUUCUCGGCAAUUUGGGUACAGGCUACCACCGUGGAAAGCUUGGAUCAAGGCUACCACGCCGUUGCGGAGUAUCUGGGCAUCUCCAAAUCAGGUGAUAAGGAUGUUGACAUUAAGAAGCUCGUGCAGAGCUUUUUAAGUGAGGAAAGUGCAAGUCCUUGGAUCCUCAUAUUUGAUAAUGCCGACGACAUCAACAUGUGGACCAACAAGCCGGAUGGAGAAGGCCAGAAAUUGUCUAGUCGAUUGAUUGACUACAUUCCGAAGCACAAAAAAGGCAAAGUCAUUUUCACAACGCGAGAUAGGAGGGUUGCGGUCAAGCUGGCCAACCAGAAUGUUAUUGAGGUUUCCAAAUUGGCCCAGAGUACAGCGAUGCAGAUGCUACAGAACUUUCUCAUCCGCAAGGAACUCGUCACCUCCAGGCCAGAUGAUGCAAAGGCGAUUCUCGCGUGGCUCACUCAUCUUCCACUCGCGAUUGCCCAAGCAGCUGCUUACAUCAACGAGAAUGGUAUCACUCUGGCGGACUACCUGACACUAGUCAAUUGCCAAGAACAAGAUACCAUUGAGCUCCUCACAGAGGAGUUCGAGGACGAUGCGAGAUAUUCAGACAUGAAAAACCCAAUAGCCACGACAUGGCUGGUCUCCUUCCAGAAAAUUCAGCAGCGGGAUCCUCUAGCAGCAGACUAUAUGUCUUUCAUGGCUUGUCUUGACCACAAGGACAUUCCACAGCUCCUCCUUCCACCUGGACCAUCCCGCAAAAGGGAGAUAGAUUCUAUCGGCACUUUGAGUGCCUACUCGUUCAUCGCCACGCGCUCCGAAGACGGGGCGCUUGACCUGCAUCGACUUGUCCACCUCGUGAUCCGGAACUGGCUCCGGAUGGAGGGUUUUCUUGCGGACUGGACUCGCAAAGCAGUCGCACGGUUAGAGGAAGUCUUCCCGGACCACGAACAUAGGAACCGGACCGUCUGGAGAGUCUAUCUACCUCACGCAAAUUGCCUGUUAGAGUCAAAUCUUAUUGACAACGACAACACCAGCAAGAUCAACCUGAAGUGGAAAAUUGCGCUUUGCUACUAUAGUGAUGGGCGCUACAGCGAGGCAGAGACGUUCCUGCGAGAAGUGAUGGAAGUCCGAACACGAAGACUGGGACCGGAGCAUCCCGACACGCUCAAGUGUAUGGCAAAGCUAGCUUUGACGUACCAUGCACAAAGCCGAUUCCAAGAAUCCAAGGCGCUUGGAUUGAGAGCAUUCAACACCCAGAGUCGCAUUCUAGGCGAGGAGGACCCAGAAACACUUUCGACUAUGAGCCAUCUCGCUAUGACAUGCAGUGACCUCUCUCAGUGGAAGGAAUCAGAAGAGCUCGAGCUCCAAGCUCUGAAACUCCGUAAGAGUGUUCUAGGUAGUGAGCAUCCAGAUACCCUUGUGUGUAUGAGCAACCUGGUCUAUCUGUAUAAUUGCCAGGGCUGGUGGGAGCGCGCCGAGCUGCUCGGAAAGGAGACCAUCACAGCGCGCAAGAAAGUGCUCGGCGUUGAGCAUCCCGACACACUCCUGAGCAUUGGCAACCUAGCACACACUUACAACAACCAGGGUCGGUACCAGGAUGCAGAAGAACUACUGGUUCAGGUGGUGCAGGCCCGCACGCAAGCGCUGGGAGAAGACCAUCCGCACACGCUUAGCGGUAUGAGCAACCUGGCCGUCAGCUACCACAACCAAGGUCGAUGGGACGAGGCCGAAGCACUACAGGGGAAAGUAGUGGUCGCACGCAAGACGCUACUGGGAGCGGAGCACUUUUCAACCUUGACGAGCAUGGCUCAUUUGUCGUCGACGUACCAAAGCCAGGGUCGUUUGACAGAGGCGGAGUUGCUCGGGUCGCAGGUGAUGGAACUGCGCAAAAAGGUACUUGGACUGGAACACCAUCAUACGCUCGCUAGCAUGAGCAGCCUAUCGUUGAUGUAUCUGGAGGACGGGCAGCUGUCAAAGGCCGAGGAGAUUGCAUUGAACGUACUGGCGAUUCGGGUGAGGGUGCUAGGUAUGCGGCAUCACCAUUCUCUUUCGAGCAUGGCGCACCUAGCAGCCAUAUACAAACAGCAAAGUCGAUUCACCGAAGCCGAAGAUUUGGAAAUGCAGAUCAUCGAGGCUCAAGAGAAGACAGAGUCCUAAUGCAGUCGUUGGAAUGUAUAUUUAUAUCCUUUAUUUGUCAAGUGGCUAUUUUCUUUUCAAAAGUCAUCUAUUUCGUUUCCUAUCUCCACUCGCUCCAAUGAUAUGAAUGCACUGUUGUUUCCUGGAUAACAUAGUAUAAUAUAUUCACAUCGAUCUGUAG
This is a messenger RNA of Pyricularia oryzae 70-15, 3756 nucleotides long. RefSeq lists its product as uncharacterized. Gene Ontology annotation, cellular component: kinesin complex. Gene Ontology annotation, molecular function: protein binding; ADP binding. The record is from RefSeq and is a predicted model, not a curated record. The transcript has a single exon. The coding region runs from base 468 to 3596 and encodes 1042 amino acids. Lineage: Eukaryota; Fungi; Ascomycota; Sordariomycetes; Magnaporthales; Pyriculariaceae.